Messenger RNA from Alternaria burnsii, 1134 nucleotides. RefSeq lists its product as uncharacterized. NCBI's taxonomy places the organism in Eukaryota, Fungi, Ascomycota, Dothideomycetes, Pleosporales, Pleosporaceae. The coding region runs from base 1 to 1134 and encodes 377 amino acids. The record is from RefSeq and is a predicted model, not a curated record. The transcript has a single exon.
AUGGCACCCAAUUCCAAACUCAACGCGAAGCGCAAGGCACAGAGAGAAGGAGAGAAACCUGCGAAAUCGAAGAGCGACAAACGUCCGAGUUCGACUGCCUCAGUCAAAGGGCCUGGCAUAUCGUAUUUGCCCAUUGAACUUCAACAACUCUUACUCAACAUCUUUCGGAAUUCUUUUGCGGAAAGGCUGAGUUCAGACUUUGCUCCGCUGCUGCAGGAAGUCAAAGGUCAUCUUUAUAACCGCGAUUUUGCGACUGCGUUUGGAAAGAAUGAAUAUUUGGAGGUGUAUGCGGCGAGAUGGAGUCCCAGUCGUGCGUUGGGGUAUUUAGAUCUGAUAUGGGAGUGGAGAGACAAGUUAUGGGCGGACAUGGAUAAAGGAGAAGAAAGAGAAGAGGCCAGCAAACAAGAUACCAAGUCGAAAAGUCGAAAAGUCGUGUGUCUCGGUGGCGGAGCAGGUGCAGAGAUUGUGGCGCUGGGUGGCAUGCAGAAGUUGAUGUCUAGCAUGAACGCAGAAGAAGAGGAUGGGAAUAUUGAGGGUACGGGGCCACAUAUCGAAGUCGCUGCAAUAGAUGUCGCCGACUGGAGCGUCGUCGUGGAAAAUCUCGCAAAACAACUCACCACCGCGCCGACACUCAACAAAUACGCAUCAGCAGCUGCGAGAGCGGCAAAUGUCUCACCUCUCAACCCUGAAGAUAUCUCAGUAACAUUCAAGCAGCAAGAUGUACUCCAAGCUUCGGCAGAAGACCUAUCUGCUCAAAUCGCAGACGCAAACCUCGUAACGCUGCUUUUCACGCUCAACGAACUCUACUCGACUUCCAUGCCUUUGACCCAAAAAUUUCUCCUCCUCUUAACAUCGGUCCUCCAGCCCGGUGCGCUUCUCCUCGUAGUCGACAGUCCAGGAAGCUACUCCUCAGUCACGCUGAACGGAGCUGAGAAGAAGUACCCAAUGCAGUGGCUACUGGACCACACGCUGCUGGAACAAGCAACCGAGAAUCGGGGAAGCAAAGAUGAGAUUGUCAGGUGGGAGAAGAUAAAGGAAGAUGGAAGCAGAUGGUAUAGGCUGGAUGAGAGACUGCGUUAUCCGAUUGAAUUGGAGAACAUGCGGAUGCAAGUUCACUUGUAUCGGAAGUUGUAA